AUGGCGCCAAGUCCGAUUGCUGUCGGGGGCCUCCUGGGGCAGGUGGUUCAUUAUCACCUCGACAACGGCUCAUACGACAAUGCACUCUUCUUUGCUGAACGAUACGCCGCGCAAGAUUCUCGAUCAAGUGAAGCCGCCCAUCUCCUGUCACUAUGCCACCUCCGACUUGGCGACCACCGAUCCGCCUACGACGUCAGCAAGCCGGCGGGAUAUCGCGGCGUGAACUUGGGCUGCAGUUGGGUCUUCGCCCAAGCCUGCUUAGCGCUAGAGCGAUUCAAGGACGGCAUCACAGCUUUGGAUAAGGCUAAAAGCCUGUGGUCGCAGAAAAACACCAUGGGCAAGCACAGCGCGACCACUCGAUCUGCGUAUCCCGACGCUCCUGCGGUUCUUUGCCUGCUGGGGAAGCUGUACCGCGGCUACGACGAUAACAAGAGAGCCGUGAGCUCUUUUGAGGAUGCGUUGAAGCUCAACGCCUUUCAAUGGGACGCCUUCAGGGCCUUAUGCGACAUGGGCGUUAAGACCCGAGUGCCAAACAUCUUCAAAGCCAGCGACGGCUUAUUGCAGAAUCUUGGUCAGGACUCGACUACGUUGGUACAUGUCGAGCUGAGCCAGAGCAGCAUCACCACCCCGACCUCCUUUGAACAGCCUCCUCCAAAAAAGUCGUCUAUGAGAUCUAUGGCGUCUGACAUGACCGCUGAUCCGUUCGGCGUUAGCUUUUCCGCCGGAGACAUGACUCCCAUGUCCGAGAACACGCUGAUAAACUCAGAGAGCGACUUUAUUUCCAAGAUGCACAGUUCGAAGCUUAGGCUUGCCAACUCUGCCAACAAUCACCAAUCCGAAAUGGAAGGCCUUGAGACCCCAACAGGGCCACCGGUGGAGGCGAUGAUGUCCCGGUCUAAUAACCUGCAGGAACCACCCCAUGCGCCCACGAGGAGGACCCGUAACAUCCAGCACAUGGACCAGACGCUUGAGGCACCGCCACGAAUGAAUUACCGAGUAGGAUCGAAACGAAACGCCGUCACGCGGGAGAAGAGCAACAGCCAAGAACAGCCGAUGGAGCCCAUCUCAGAUGCCCCCAGCGCUCCUACCGGAAACUCGCGAUCUGGCGUCAUUUCGACAACUGAUAGGAAACGAACGCUGGCCGGCCAUCCGGUAUCACGAUCAGCCAACAACGAGGAGCAUGCAACCAGACGAAGUGCCCGAUUGAUAAAGCCGUCGGCCAAGACGAACUCGGCAACACCAGCUCCUACAGGGCCCCCUGCUGGACGAGAGUUGAAAAAGGCUAGACCCCCGGUCUCUCGAAUCGUCCGGCCGGGUUCUAGCGGCUCCAACAACGUCGGAAAGGUCAUUAGCGGCAACCGGAACCGACUGGAAGACCACAACGGCGACGGAGAAUACGGAGAGAUGGGCAAGGUUCAGGAGGCCCCGCCUCAUCCGGUCCCCAAGAUUGCUGAGCCUGAUACGGCAAGGCUCGAAGAGGCUUUGAGAUGGGUAAUGGAUUUGAUGAAGAAGCUGGGGAGCGGGUACUAUUUCCUGUCCCAGUUCCAGUGCCAAGAGGCUGUGCAGGCGCUGAGUUCACUGCCUGCGGUUCAUCAAAGCUCGCCCUCGGUUCUGGCGCUGAUGGGACGUGCGCACUACGAGCAGGCAUCAUACGCCGAGGCCGAGAAGUACUUUCGGAGAAUGCGAGCACAGGCUCCGUCGCGGCUGGAAGAUAUGGAAGUAUAUUCUACCGUUCUCUGGCACCUGAAGCGGGAGGCGGAGCUCUCUUUCUUGGCUCACGAACUCGUGGAUGCCUCAUGGCACUCCCCUCAGGCAUGGUGUGCCCUGGGCAAUGCCUGGUCUCUAGCACGAGACCCUGAACAGGCGCUCAAGUGCUUCAAGAGGGCCACACAGCUGGAUCCAAAGUUUGCAUACGGCUUCACGCUGCAGGGACACGAGCACGUAACCAACGAAGAAUACGACAAGGCCCUCACGACCUAUCGGCAGGCCAUCUCGGCAGACAAGAGGCAUUACAACGCUUACUACGGCAUCGGCAAAGUCCAACAGCGCCUGGGCGCUUACGACAAGGCCCUCACGCACUACCAGGCCGCCCAUCUCAUCAACCCCAACAACGCGGUUCUAGUAACAUGUAUCGGAACGGCACUCGAGAAGCAGAAGCAAAUCUUACCCGCCAUACGUGCUUACUGCAAGGCCGUUGAGCUUGCCCCUCGCGCUGGCCAGGCACGAUACAAGAAAGCAAAAGCUUUACUCGACAUUGGGCAGAAUGAGGAGGCGCGGAAGGAGCUUAUUAUCUUGAAGGAUCUAGCCCCUGACGAAAGCACGGUGCACUUUCUUCUUGCGCAGAUGUACAAGAGAAUGAAUGAGAAGCAGGAGGCGGUCCGCCACUAUACUAUUGCUUUGGCAUUGGAUCCAAAGUCUGGUCCGUCGAUUAAGGAGGCGAUUGAGAGUUUUGAGGACGAUAUACCAAUGGACGACUCACUGAUUUGA
Trichoderma aggressivum f. europaeum is the source of this 2487-nucleotide messenger RNA. RefSeq lists its product as uncharacterized. The record is from RefSeq and is a predicted model, not a curated record. The transcript has 2 exons. Bases 1 to 2487 code for a protein of 828 amino acids. Gene Ontology annotation, biological process: metaphase/anaphase transition of mitotic cell cycle; protein ubiquitination; anaphase-promoting complex-dependent catabolic process. Lineage: Eukaryota; Fungi; Ascomycota; Sordariomycetes; Hypocreales; Hypocreaceae. Gene Ontology annotation, molecular function: protein binding. Gene Ontology annotation, cellular component: anaphase-promoting complex; cytoplasm.